ACGGGCGCCAGACUGUGAGGGCAUGAAUCACGGCGAGGAGUUCCUUCUCGUUGGAGGGGUAAUUCAUCUCCGCGGGAAGGAGCUUCUUGCUUGCGAAGGCAAUAGGGUAUUCGCCAGGUGGAGCCUUAGGGUGAGUGGGCGAGUCCUUGAUGGGGAGGGUCUCGGGGGUGUCGCGGGGGAAUGUUGGGACAGUACGGCUCCGAUGGCGAAGUCGGAGGCGUCAGUGGUGACAUAGAAAUGGCGAGUGGGGUCGGCGAUCUUGAAGACAGGGGCCGUGGUGAUGGUUUGCUUGAGCUCGUCCUUGCGGGUGAGUUCGUGGAGAGGGUACGAGAUCUCGGAAAAGUUGCGAAUGAACGGGCGGUAAUAGUUGGCAAGGCCAAGGAAGGAACGGAGUUGGAGGAGGGUCUUGGGUGGGGGGUACUCGACGAGGGCUGUGACCUUCGAGGGGUCCAUACGGAUGCCUUCAGCGGAGACAAUAUGGUCGAGGUAUUCGACGCUCGAAGCGGCAAACGUACAUUUGCUGAGCUUGGCAUAGAAUUUUUGCUCUCGAAGGAUCGCGAGGACUUGGCGGAGGUGCUGAAGGUGGGACUCGAAGGUGGGGCUGAAGACAAGCAUGUCAUCAAGGUAGACAACGACACAGACUUCGAGGAGGCUGCGGAAGAUGUGGUUCAUGGUGGAUUGGAAGGUAGCGGGCGCAUUGGUGAGUCCGAAUGGCAUCACGAGGAACUCGUACUGCCCGAACCGAGAGCGGAAGGCGGUCUUGUGGGUGUCCUCCUCGCGGAUACGGAUCUGGUGGAAACCACUACGAAGGUCGAUCUUGGUAAAGUACUUAGCUCCACGGAGACGAUCAAGGAGCUCGGAAAUCCGAGACCGGCUUUGCGGACACACGCGUCGGUGAUGAAGUUACCGGUGGCUCCAAUGUCGAGGAGGGCCCGAAACUUAGUUGUAGAGGCACCAAGGGUGGCAGCGAUGAAUUUGAGGUGGAAACGAGAUGAGUUGGCGGUGGAGAUGAUGGUGUUGAGGCGGCGUUGUUCGUUGCCUACGCGAACAAGCCGAUCGUGUCGGGCUUGUUCCUCAACAACAUCAGAGAAGGUGAUAGUGGAUGCAUUUGGAGGAAGGGUAGAGGAGCAUGAGGCAGUGGGAGGUGUUCGCGAUGCCUGGGAAUCGUCCGGUGGAGGGGGCGUCGCCGGAGAGGGGGAAGGCAAACGAAUUGUCGAUGUCAGAUGGGCCAUCGGUGCGACGAAGGAUGUCACUGAUGGGCAGGCUUACAGAUGCAAUGUUGAUGUCGGUUUCCCCACUCAGCCCAUCAAGGGUGAAACGAACCUCGUCGCCGAUGCCUUGUCCCGCCGUCCUGAUCACAAUCAGGAACCCAUCCAUCUUGCUUCCAUCUCCAUCACCACUGUUGAUCAGUCGGUGAUCGACGCAUAUCGCACUCAGUACCGCCACUGCCCCGAUUAUCGCAUCAUCCACUCGGCACUGCGGAGUGGCAAGACCGUUCCUUCCUACUCCCUCGGGGAGAACGGCCUUGUGUACUGGCAUGGCAGAUCUGGUCAACUAGAGCCAUGUAUCUGCGUUCCCUCCACCGGACAGCUCCGUGUCCAGGAUGUGGCCGAGUUCCACGACCAGGCAGUUGCCGGUCAUAUGGACUUCCACAAGACGUUGGGUCGUGUUUGCCGCCUAUACGUCUGGCCAAAGUCCAAGGACUUCAUCAAAGCCUACAUCCAGGAGUGUCCUACCGGCCAGGAGGUGAACAGUGCGAACCACCUUCCGUAUGGGUUACUUCAGCCCCUACCCAUACCUGAGGGUCGUUGGUUGUCCAUCUCGAUGGAUUUCAUUAGUCCCCUCCGCCCACCCACUGAGCGAGGUCACAAUGCUAUCUUGGUCGUCGUCGAUCGCUUCACGAAGCAUGCACGUUUUGUCCCGUGCCGCUAUCACAUUAGCGCCCGUAAGGUCGCCGACAUCGUCUUCGACCGAGUCGUGAGAGAUCACGGCUUACCUCACAGCAUCAUCUCCGACCGUGACCUGCGCUUUACCAGCACAUUCUCACGACACCUACACGAGGUGUACGGAUCCCAGCUCCACUUCUCAUUGUUUUACCACCCGUCGUACCACCCUCAGACGGAUGGCCAGACUGAGAUCACCAAUAAAAUUGUCGGUAAUAUCCUCCGAAAGUUUGUUAGGGAUGACCAGCAGUGGGACUUACACUUAGCCCACACGGAGAUUUCGUACAACCACGCUGUUUCGCCAGCCACAUGGAUGUCGCCAUUUUAUUGCGACCUCGGCUACCACCCUCGCGUACCCGCGGACUUCCUACGACCAUCAUGGUUGCGCCCAGACACUCGUUGUCCUGCGCUUGAUGAUUGGAUCGCCCACAUGGCAGCGAUUAUGAAGCGCGCACACGAGAGUCUAGCCGACUCCUAGACUCGCAUGACUGCACAAGCGAACCGAUCACGAAUGGAUCAUCCAUUCAAAGUCGGUGACGAUGUGCUCGUCGACGCACGCCACUUACAGCUCG
Messenger RNA from Chara braunii, 2515 nucleotides. The record is from the annotation of a GenBank genome assembly. Lineage: Eukaryota; Viridiplantae; Streptophyta; Charophyceae; Charales; Characeae.